Molecule: messenger RNA, 4980 nt
Organism: Blastocystis hominis
Lineage: Eukaryota; Bigyra; Opalinata; Blastocystidae
Cellular component (GO): membrane
Molecular function (GO): calcium ion binding
Source: RefSeq, a predicted model, not a curated record
AUGAAGAAGCUUUUUCCCGAUUCAUAUGGAGAUGGGUGGAGCGCAGGGUCGCGUGUUCUCAUUAAAGGAGAGAGUGAUAUUGUCGUAGCCAAUGUGACUCUGGAUGCAUUCUCUCACCGAGCGAUCUAUCUCGACUGUUUUUUUCUCUAUCUGAUUCUAACCCUCCUAGAUUCUUGGCCGGUGCUGCCUUCCGCACAGUGGAGCUACUCCGACAAAUACUUCGACCAGUGGAACCAAGUCAGCUUCGACAGUUCUUCCUGGGAACGCACUUCGCGCGAUGGUUUCCCCGACCUCCCAUCCUCCGUGACCACCCGCUACUACCGCUUGACCGCCGCGGUCCCGGCGUCGCUCUCCCAUUUUUCGGGAUAUCGCUUCGGGAUCAAUCUGCGCUAUGGCGUGAUCGUCCACAUCAACGGCGUGGAACAGUUCCGAAUCAACAUGCCCGAAGGUCCCGUGUCGAGCUACACGCCCUCCAUUUACUUCGAAGAAACGCAUCUCAUCCACUCCGGCUCGCUGCAGCUCUCGGAACAGCUGCGUUCAGCGACGUCGUUCGUUGUGGGAGUGGAAGUGCAUUACCGAACCGGCCACGUGAUCGAAAGCGACGACUUCUUCGCGUUUCUCUACAUGCUUCCAGCUGGUUUGGCUGUCAUUCCCAGCUCAUCCCAAGAGAAAGACAGCGUGCAUCGAUUCGAUAAUCUCGUGGUUCGGCCUGCGUUUACCGCGCCAGAAGGAACCGAAAUGAACCUGGUCGACGGCGAUCGGAGAACCUCUGUCUCCGUUCUCUCCGGAAAUUCGGCCGUUUUUUCGUUCCCAGACAACGGUCUCUCCCUGAUAAACGCUUAUUCGAUCGAGCUGGGAGACGAAUCGCAGAGCAAGCCAGUGUCGUGGAAGCUGGAAGCGUCUCGCGAUGGCUCAACGUGGACGAUCCUCGAUGCUCGCGACAACUCAUGCUAUUUUUCGAAUCGAAAGUUCGAACGGUUCGUUCUGAACGGCCAAUUCUCCGUUUUUCAACUCUACAAACUCACGUUUCUCUCCCUCUCCGCCUCCACGCCGAGCCAAAUCGCGGAAAUCACGCUUGAACAGCUCUUCCAAGAAGCUCCGCCCCUGCCGUACAUCGUCUAUUCCUCGCGAGCCCUCUCCUUCUAUCUCGGCGAAACCGGCAUUUUGGUGUCUCCGCUCAUGACUGGAUUCAGUUCGUUUGCGAUCGAAGGCGCCGCGCUGCCGCCAGGCCUGACGUUUUCAGCGCUCUCGGGGGAGUUUGGAGGCUCGAUUUCGUCGAGCGGCUCUGUUUUUAGCGCGGUGUAUCAGAUCAGCGCGACGUAUCAAUCGGGAACGGUGAUGCAGGGCACUGCUUCCAUUCAGGUGACCAACUGCAACCUGGAAAUGGCGAUUCUGCAAGUGGAUUGGACGUUUCAAGGAGAGAGUCGCGCGAUUGAAUGGGAUCUCCGAUGGAACAAUGAGUUGGUUCGGAGAGGAAUGGGGAACGAUGAGAACCGAGCAGAGACCCAGAAGGUCUGUUUGAUGAGCGAUUUCUACGAGUUCUCUCUGUACAACCGCGGGGAUCGCGAGUGGCCAGCGGGGUCGCAUGUCUCGCUUUCGAUUCUCCCUUCCAAUUCUGCGCAGUCCAUUCCGCUCGGAGGCGUUUUUCUUGCGUGGAAGCAACGCUCUCUGACCGUUCCUCUCUCCUUUUCUCUCUACUCCAGCGGGCCAAUCGCGGAGUGGAACUACGCGCGCGAGAACGCAGUUCCUGAAAACUGGUUCUCCACGUACUCUUCCGUCCAGUGGUCGCUGAGUGGAGAGGGUUUGCAGCUCGCUCGCUCUGUUUGGCUGUUUCGACGAACGUUCAACGUUGGCUCGAUAGCCGGCAUCGCGCUUGUGGAGUUCCGAAUCUUCUGCCGCGCAGGACUUGUCGUGUACGUGAACGAGCAGGCGAUUUAUCGCGUGAAUGUCCCGGAGGGAGCGCUGAGCGAGAGCACAGUCGCUACAAAAGUCGCAUCUCCGUAUUGGCAUGUGUUCACAGCGUCGCCGACUUCGAUGAAUCUUCACACGGGAUCCAAUCUCAUGACGGUCGCUGCGGUGAACACAGAUUCGGCACAGAUCACUGUCGACUUCAGAGCGAUCGUUUUGCCGCUGGCGCACACAGGAGUUCUUUCGCGUCUGCUUCCAGACGAUGACUCGCUGCAAGUCAGUGCGAAUUUCGCUUCGCCCGAUCAUCCGGUUUCCAAUCUGAUCGAUUCGAGUUUGGCCACAUUUUAUCAGUCCGGAAUUGCUGUGUCGUCCAGUCCGGAAGUCACGAUUUCGCUCCAGAACGAUCGGAUUGAGACGUUUAAUCAGUAUUGCAUUACUGCAGCCGAACUCCCGUUUUAUCAUCCAGUCGAGUGGGUGUUGGAAGGCCGACAAAGCAGCAGCAGCAGCAGUAGUACUGAAUGGGAGCAGCUGAGUGAUGUUUCCAGCGCGCUCUUUCAUGGAAUCGAAACGAAAUGCAUGUUCUUCACCCCAAACACGUUUUCUGAUUAUCGUCUAAAGAUUCUCGAAGCAAAAGAAUCAAGAACCCUCGUCGAAAUCGCCGAAUUCGGUUUGAAUCACAUCGAACUCUCGGAAGCGUCCAUUCCAACUCUGCAAAUGUCCGUCACAGAGGUCAACGCCUAUUUAAACGCUGAAUUCAUCGCAGAAUACACCGUCACUCCCGGCUAUUCUUCCUUCACCGUCUCGCCUGCGCUUCCUUCCGGUCUUGCCGUGGAUCCGUCGACCGGAAAAAUCAUCGGAAUUCCCACCGAAACGCGAAUGAGCUGGAUCUACACACUGACAGCAAGGUUUGGCGAGCAGGAAGCGACGACUUCGUUUUCGCUUCGUGUGGUAGAUUGUGAGAACAGCGGAAUGUACCACACGUUCUUAUCCAUCAAUCUGACUGACUACUCGGAGAGCACAAUCCGAUUAGUGUUGCAGAACAAAACGCACACAUUCAUUCACGAUUCCGUCGCGGGUCCUUCCUAUCGCCGUUCUCUCUGCAUCCCGCAAGACCAAUACCGACUGUUCUUCCUCUACCAGACAUCGUCUGCUCCGCACUAUGCUGUCACCGUUCAGAACGAGACUUUCUCAGGAAUUCUGGAGGCAUCUCAAUCUUCGUUUGAAAUGGUCAUCGACACCCAAAAGCUGAUUCACCCCUCGGACACCGUUUGGCAUUACUGGAUUCAGCAAGAAGCCCCUCCUACCAACUGGUAUCAGUCGGCCAUCUCUUCGGAUUGGCCGAGUUCCCGUCCCGGCUAUUUCCCUUCCACGACGGGCGUUACUUCGUACUUCUGCACCACAUUUUCUGCAUCGUAUACUUCCUACGCGAGCGCGUUUUUAGUGGGAGUGUUCUCUCGCGGAGGCUACAUUAUGUAUCUGAACGGAAUCGAGAUAAAUCGCGUUCGAUUGCCUGCAGGAGGAGAGGUUUCCCACUCGACUCCCGCGGUGAACUCCACUUCCAGCGCGAGCUACAUUUUGUUUUCGGGAAGCAUUCAGUUCCUUCCCUUCGUUGUGGAUCCUUCCGUUCAGGUCGAAGGAGGGGCUGAAGGAGACAACAACAGGCUUUGUAUUGAGGAGCAUCAUCCAACGGACAUGAUCGAGCCGAGCCAGUUCACUGUGUAUAUGGAGUAUGUCCAGGAAGGCACGUCUCGGAUCGUCGAUGGAUGGCACUGGGGCUCGGUGCAAUCCGUGGGGACGCCGUGGUUCGAAUACGUCGAGAACGCGUUCGAUGACAAUAUCAAUACGAAGUACUACGGUCCUUCGUCCUGCGUGGAUGUGACGGUGCGCUGGACGUACUGGAACGACCGGAAAGAAUUCGUCAAUUAUCUGAAGUUCUAUGCCGGGAAUUCCGCGGGACGUCGUCCGGAAGAGCUUCGAUUGGAAGGAUUCGCGGUGGAUCAUUGGGAAUCGUUAUUCGAAGCAAAGGAGUUGGUUUGGGAGAAUACAGCUGAGUAUGGUCAAUUCAAAGAAUGGCAAUUCAACAACACGCAGUCCUAUUCUGCGUAUCAGCUCGUAGCGAAUGGCUGCGCCAGAGAAGGAAUCGAGUUCGCUGAAGUGUAUCUACAGGCGUUGCGUGUGAACGUCGCUUGCGAGGCCGCCGAUGGGUUUGCAGCAGCGAAUGAAGGUGAAGAGAGCAAGGGGCCAUGUCCAGAUUACCAUUCUGGUUACGCAACGCGCAUUUGUUUGAACGGCCAUUUCACCGAAAUCGAUUAUUCUACAUGCGUUCCUUACGCUCCCACCUCCUUCGAAUAUAUCCCCAAGCAACUCUCCUGCUUCACACAAACUCCCAUCCAUUUAGAGCCCGUCGUUUCCUUCCAUGUCGACGUGUUUGGAGUGAAUCCAGGCCUCCCUGUCGGCGUUACCUUCAACGUCAAUACGGGUGUGAUUUCGGGGACUCCGCUCGUCGCAUCUGUGUGCACUUACACCAUCACAGCUCGCAAUAUCCGCGGGACAUCCAAAACCACGGUUUUCCUGAACGUUCAGAGCGGAUGUCCGGCGAUUGGCGACUUCCCCGCAACGCCAGUCGGGAAAGAAGCAGUGUACAAUUGUGGAAGCGAUUUCUGGACGUUGGGAUCAGUGCGAAGACGCUGCGAAGAGAAGAACGGGAUGCCGGUGUGGGGUUCUCCGCAAGGAUAUUGCCAGAACGGCGUUCUUAUCUUCGUAACGAUCAUCUUGGGCGCGUUGAUUAUCGUCACGGUGGUGUUAAUUUGUUAUUUGUCGACCUCCGUUUCGAAGAAUAUCGAAGUGUAUGAGCUUCCAAACGGAGAGUAUGAGCUGGAAGAUGCGACGCAGAAGGAGGGAGAGAAAACGGUGGUUCGCACGCGCGCGCGGAUGAAACUGAUUGGUCGGCCUGUGUUUAUUUACUUGCCUCGCUACUUCCAUAAAUCCAGGCGGGAUUAUGCGGCUGGGUACAGGCGAAUAAGUGCUCCGGCAAAUCGAAGAAGGUCACUCGAACGAGUGGGGAAGGUGUAA